Clunio marinus is the source of this 264-nucleotide messenger RNA. The record is from the annotation of a GenBank genome assembly. NCBI's taxonomy places the organism in Eukaryota, Metazoa, Arthropoda, Insecta, Diptera, Chironomidae.
AUGUCCGCUCAUUCUUCAUCAACAAUGCUGUGUAAGGAAAAACCCAACUACGCCCUUUUAUUUGUAUUUGUAUUUUGUCGUGCUCUCGAGUCAUCGGAUCCGUGUUUGUCUCAAUAUGACAUCAAGAGAAGGAUCCAAAACAGCAAACAACAUACCAUACCAGAAGCUGCGAAGAGUCUCAUGAUAAUCGAUGAGAAUAUAACAUUCAUCGAUGACAUUGAAGACGAAACUCAAGACAGCAAUAUGACAUCAACAGAAUCAUAA